AACAUGACACUGAUACAGUGGAUGAAGAGGAGGAUUCCAAAGAGGAAGUCAGGCUGGGCAAGCUCCAGUUCUCUUUAGACUACAAUUUCACUGAUGCUGCCUUGAUGGUGGGCAUUCUGCAGGCCACAGACCUCCCGGCCAUGGACAUGAGCGGAACAUCUGACCCCUACGUGAAGCUCUACCUGCUGCCCGACAAGAAGAAGAAAUUUGAGACCAAAGUCCACAGGAAGUCCCUCAACCCCACCUUCAACGAGAACUUCACCUUCAAGGUCCCCUAUGCGGAGCUGGGAGGGAAGACGCUGGUCAUGAUUGUGUAUGACUUUGACCGCUUCUCUAAGCAUGAUGCCAUCGGGGACGUCCGCAUCCCGAUGAACAAAGUGGACUUCAGUCACGUGACCGAGGAGUGGAGAGACCUGCAGAAACCCGAGAAGGAAGAGCAAGAAAAGCUGGGUGAUAUCUGUCUGUCCCUGCGAUACGUCCCCACUGCGGGCAAACUAACUGUGGUAGUUCUGGAGGCCAAGAACCUCAAGAAGAUGGAUGUGGGCGGGCUCUCAGAUCCCUACGUGAAGAUCCACCUGCUGCAAAAUGGGAAAAGGUUGAAGAAGAAGAAGACAACGGUGAAGAAGCACACGCUGAACCCGUACUACAACGAGUCCUUCAGCUUCGAGGUGCCCCUGGAGCAGAUGCAGAAAGUGCAGGUGGCUGUGACUGUGCUGGACUACGAUAAGAUCGGUAAGAACGACGCCAUCGGAAAGGUGUUCCUGGGCCUGAACAGCACUGGCACCGAGCAGCGCCACUGGGCAGACAUGUUGGCCAACCCCAGGAGGCCCAUCGCCCAGUGGCACGCCCUCAAACCAGAGGACGAGGUCAGCGCUGAGCUUGCCAAGAAAUGAGAGGGAGCGUGUGUGUGUGUGUGUGUGUGUGUGUGUGUGUGUGUGUGUGUGUAAAAAUGCUGUACAUACUGUACUACAUGUAAAACUAAUGUUAAUAGUGAAUUGUGUGAAUAAUAUGCAAUUCUCAUUUUAAUUUUCUCCUUAGAUCUACAAUAUAUAAAAAAUGACACCAUUAUAAAUUACAAGCUGACAUUGUUAUUAGUAUUAUUGCUGUACAGUUCCUUGAUUAGGGCCUUGUUGUAUCCUUGUUGGAUAUAUGCUAUUUUAAUCCUUGUUGGGCCUUAUACAGUAUGUGUGUGUGUUUGUGUAGAAUCUCAACUUCAUAAUCAACUAUACCAAUAAAUGUAGAAUUCAAGUGUG
Alosa alosa (allis shad) is the source of this 1253-nucleotide messenger RNA. Its product is annotated as synaptotagmin-1-like. The transcript is spliced from 6 exons. Gene Ontology annotation, biological process: cellular response to calcium ion; regulation of dopamine secretion; synaptic vesicle endocytosis. Lineage: Eukaryota; Metazoa; Chordata; Actinopteri; Clupeiformes; Clupeidae. The record is from RefSeq and is a predicted model, not a curated record. The coding region runs from base 105 to 893 and encodes 262 amino acids. Gene Ontology annotation, molecular function: calcium ion binding; clathrin binding; syntaxin binding. Gene Ontology annotation, cellular component: axon; dense core granule; synaptic vesicle membrane.